GAGUCAGAAGAGUGCGCGUGAGGACGGACGGCCUGUACCUGCGCGUGUGUGACUGUCUUCGUCGGAGUCGUAAUCGACUUGGACCAUGGCACAGAUGUCCUUUCCUGUAGAGGGAUGACGAAAUGGUGAUGCUGCGUUUGGCCUGAUGAUCCAGAGAAUUUGCAGCAGGAGGCCGAAGGAGAGGAGGAGCAGGAGGAGGAGGAGGAGGGGGGGAGAGGUGUUGUAGAAGAGGAGGGGCCGAGGAGGAAGAAGGAGAAGAAGGAGAAUGUGGGCGACUAGGGAAGGUCCAUGUCUGCCUGCAGCGGACUGCACUUCUGUGCCGAUGAGCGUGGGCGUUUAUUAUAUCUGCUCGCCGAGCAUCUUUGUUUCUCCUGCCUCCGUCUGUCGCCGUAGGUAGAUUCUUUCGGCGAUUUUGCUGGCCAGCCGACCGAGCGAAUUGCUGAGAGGUUGGUCUUUCUUUCUCCGAGAGAUUUUCCCCUCCCUCUCCUCUCUUGUGUUCUUCCUUCUGGGGCGCGUUGAUGAUCCUUUCGAACUUUGUAAUUGCGGGAGAGACUAUAUAGUUCCUGGAUACGGUGUGCGGCGACGUCAAGUGAAGACGAGGCUUGGAUAUUCAAAUUUUCUCUUGGUGCGAGGGCCAGCCAACAACUCCCAGAGAGAUAGAGAGAGAGAGGAGUGAAGGACGUAGGCCGACUGCCCAAAUAGAGGUGUUGUGGAUUGAACGGGCGAUACUGGAGGAUUUCGUGCGAUGCGUGGCAGGCCGUGAAACGUGGUGCAACGAAGGAAUUGUAGCGGCCAUUUUCGUCGGGUAAGGAGAGGAGCGAGGUGGUGGACUUGGAAGCCAAGAUGGUGCAAAUGACAGAGUUUCGGGUGGUUAUGCCUCUGUCGCUUGAAGAGUACAGAAUAGCCCAAAUGUACAUGGUUACCAAGAUGCAAGAGCAGCAAACAUCAGGCACAGAGGGUGUCGAAAUAUUAGUAAAUGAACCCUUCGAGAAUGAAGAGUUCGGCAAAGGUCAAUAUACGUCAAAAAUUUACCACUUGCAAAGUAAGGCUCCAUCCUGGUUGACAGCUAUAGCUCCAACAAACUCGUUGAUCAUCGAAGAGGAGGCCUGGAAUGCGUAUCCUAAGUGUAAAACAGUUCUUAAGUGUCCAUAUUUUGCCAGGUUCAAGCUUACUAUUGAAACAAUCCACGUCGCUGAUAGUGGACAAUCGCAAAAUGUCCAUAAUCUUUCCAGCGAUGCUCUGAAUAGUAGGAAGGUGGAGACUGUCGAUAUUGCAUCCAACGUGCGGGAUUAUUGGAGUUAUGUGAUUGGGGGUCCUGCAAUCGACCUCGAGACCUUUCAGUCCAGAAAGACUGGCCGAGGUUUAUUAUUACCUGGAUGGCAGUCUAGAGCUAAUCCAGUUAUGACCGCGUACAAGUUGGUCACGGUAGAUGCUCCUUACUGGGGGUUCGGGUAUCGACUGGAGCAGCUUCUCUUGGGGGGAGAAAGGGCACUCUUUGUAGAAAGCCACAAACGAUGUUUUUCGUGGAUAGAUGAGUGGUAUGGUCUCACAUUUGAGGAUGUGCGACUCAUGGAGCUUCAAAUGGAUCAAGCAUUGAAUAUGACUAUGCAUCAACAACAUGGUGUGCCUCAGGUAGCGGGCUUGCUCCCUGAUGUUAAGGGCAAUGGCCUUAAUACCUCAACAGGAACUGGAAAUAGCAACGGUCUGUUAACUCAACAAGUCGAUGAGAGAGAGCAGCAGAUAGACCUGCAAAAGAAUUGCUCUCAAGGGAAAAUAGUGAGCGAAAAGAUAGUGGACACAAACGUUCCGAUGAUGAUAUCAUCCCCUUUUUAAUGCGCCUAAAGUGCCAUAAGUAUAUAUUUCCUUAGUUAUUAGUCCGUGAUCAAAUUGAUCGUCCACUCUGUGCCAUAUCGAGCUUUUGAACACAUGGAUCAAUUUACGCACUGAAAAUAAUAUGGCCAAUGUAGAGUAUAAUCAGCUCUGGCCAUCUGGGUAGGUAAAGCACCUGUCAUAUUACCUUCCAUUAGUGGGGAAUCUGACACAAGGUAUUCGCUCGAGUAUCGCAAUCCAACGUGAAGAUGUAGUUUUUGUUAGAACCAGACUGAUUGCAGGUUGUACAAAUUUUUAGAUUGUUGAAGUGGACCCUUGUUUCUGAGGGAGUUAUGAUGCUUCCUUAUUUGAGGAUUUAGGUAUGGUAUAUUCAGGCACACUAUUUGAUCUGUCGGAUCAAAGCAAGCUGUGAGAUGAUUUCUCAUCAUAUUGAUUACACUCGUGUACUGAUACACGGGCUGUUCAGCCGAUGUGUAUUCUGCGGCCUGCGUGUAAUUUCCUACUUUUGCUCCAGUACAUCUUGACUCACUGAUGUUCCAUUG
Marchantia polymorpha subsp. ruderalis is the source of this 2372-nucleotide messenger RNA. The record is from the annotation of a GenBank genome assembly. Lineage: Eukaryota; Viridiplantae; Streptophyta; Marchantiopsida; Marchantiales; Marchantiaceae.